Molecule: messenger RNA, 6556 nt
Organism: Blastomyces dermatitidis ER-3
Lineage: Eukaryota; Fungi; Ascomycota; Eurotiomycetes; Onygenales; Ajellomycetaceae
Product: WD repeat protein
Exons: 8
Coding region: 1778-4900 (1040 amino acids)
Biological process (GO): double-strand break repair via homologous recombination; protein deubiquitination
Molecular function (GO): ubiquitin binding
Source: RefSeq, a predicted model, not a curated record
AAGAAAUUCUCCAUACCUCGCUAAUCAGCAAUCCCUCUGUAUCUUUCCCUGCCUCAUGAUCUGGUAGCAGAUAGCUACCCUUGAACUUCCCCCCCUCAACAAUCCACUGUAACUUUUCACCAGCCGCAAUAUUCUUCCCCACCACAAAAGUUUCAAUCCUCGCUUUGCCCCCCUCUUCCACCUCGCCCGCAUGGAUGAUUACAUAUCUCCCCCGCCCACGGUGCAAGGUAUGCACAGUCCGUGACCGAUUCCUGUGGAAGACACCUAGUGGUCUUCCAGGGGUGAGAUAGUAGAAAAUAGAAGUGCUGGCGGAGCGGGUGGAAUCGUCACCGACAGCUUGAGCGGUGGCAUGGCCUGGUUGAUGACGGUACGGCUUAGUAUCUUUGAGGAACGGGUUUGGGACGCGGAGAGGGUCCCUGUCGGUUUCGAUGAAGUAUCCGCCCUCGAUGUGCGUUUGGAGGUUGAGGAUGUUGAUUGUUUGUUGGGCUGCGGGGGGUUCUGUGGCGGGGGCUGAGGCGGGGGGAUACACGGGUUUGAUAUCUGAGAGUGGCGGGGUGGUGUCCAUCUUUUAUUGUGGUUAUUGAUUGUAUUUGUUUAUUUCGCUUUCUUAACUUUUUAUCUCUUUAUAAAUGUGUUUUCGUGGUCUGUUUCCCUUCCUGCUAUGAAUUUCCUUUCGCUUCCUGGGUGGUCGUGGUAGUGACGAUGUUUAUGUGAGAUAGACUAAAUAGUUAGUUAACUAGAAGAAAGAGGGGCAGCAACAACUUCUUCUAUCUUUCAAACAAAGCAGGCCAGACCAUGUUUUAUGCUGGGGUAAACCAACGAAUUAAGGUAUCUGCUUGCUGCUAGAAGAAUGAUGUAUCCGAAAGUUAACUUACUGAUUAAGUGAAUUCGUUUUCUAUUGGGCAGUAAUUAAAUAUCCGAUCCCUGCUGGAAACGUCCCAACAAAGAUAAAACACCCGAUGUUGACUUCUCUCGCUUCUUUGUAGCCCUGUUAAACUCCUGACUCCUGUGUCCGUACAACUUCAGAAACACUCUGUGCAUGGAUGACCAUACGAUAGAUAUUUGUAUGGCUAGAUAUCUGAUGUCCCUCUCCAGAGACACUUCACAUCUCAAGCGCCGGAGUCGAUGAUGACUGCCAACACAAGAAUUUGUGAAGUCCAGAGGUAAGAGCAUUAUUUAAAUUAGUGUGAAUUGAAACUGACAGGGUCAUAUCACACGAUAUACGGAGAAGAUGGAAUGGCAUUUAAUAUUAUUGCUUAUGAAAAAUCGCUGACUUUGGAUGACUGUUGCCGGUGUUUACAUUUAUCUAUCCAUACAGGUUACAGUUUCUCCGUACAUUUUGAGAAAAAUAUAACCCCUCGAUACAGGGCCUGUAAUCUCAGCUAUCGGAAUGGCGAGGUUUCGUUGGUGCGGAGUGUACCAAGCCACUUGGCAUGUAUUGGUAUUACACUUCAUCACCCGCUGUUACUAGCCCGGUGCACGGCCACUUAACCUUCCUUACUUAAACAAUCGCAAAGCCAUCCAUUCUCCGUCUGUUGCUCCUCCGCCACAACACCACCACCACAUUGAUGGAUGAAUCCAGAGCUCGAUGCAGUCUGACCAGCCGCCUGGGAUGAUUUAAUUGUUUUAUCUGCUGUGAAUUUCGACUGUUCUCCCCGCCGGUGCCCUAUCCCAUGGCUUGGUCUAUUUGUCUCGAUUCUGCCGCCGCCUGAGUUCGCCGUGCGCAUGCUGGCUCGCGUCCUAUCAUUACCGAUUGCUCCUCCAUAAGAUACCCUCGAUGGCGAGAAAGUCUAGCCAGCGAGUCAGCUAUGUGCUGCCUAUGCCAGAUGCCCCAGGGGGGCAUCGCCUAGGUGUCAAUGGGCUGGCGGUCGACACUGGAAGUUCAAUCCUGUAUUCGGCUGGUCGCGAUGGAGUUAUCUGUGCCUGGGACUUAAACCUUGAUCUCAAGUCGGGCGGCGUUUCUAACCACUUCUCCUCCGCCUCGUCAGGCACUACAUCCUCUAAUGCCGUCUCCGAUUCGAGUUCCAAAACUGUAGAAGCAACAACUUUCCGCCGCCAGGUUCAGGCACAUACACAUUGGAUAAAUGAUAUUGUUCUUGCCCAAAACAACUCAACCCUCGUUUCUGCAUCAUCCGAUACGACUGUUAGGGUAUGGCGGCCAGAAUCACAAGAUUUGCAGCUACCCCCUUCGAUCGGCAAGCACGGCGACUAUGUAAAAUGUCUCGCGACACCAGAAUUGCAUUCUGAAUGGGUUGCGUCUGGUGGUUUGGAUCACAAAAUAUAUCUAUGGGAUCUGAACGGAGCUGGAGAGAGGUUAAAAAUUGACUUAUCUGAAGAUGAGCUUGCAACUAAAGGUUCUGUGUAUGCCCUGAGCACAAAAGGCUCCAUAUUAGCAAGCGGAGGCCCAGAAUGCGUCGUUCGCGUAUGGGAUCACAGAUCAGGGAAACUGAUCACGAAAUUUGUUGGCCACACAGACAAUGUGCGAGACAUAUUAAUCAACCAGGAUGGAGAUACAAUCAUGACCGCAUCCUCUGACCAGACGGUCAAAAUCUGGUCCAUGACAGCUGGCCGAUGCAUGCAUACUCUGACCAUGCAUAAUGACAGUGUCUGGUCGCUGUAUUCCGAUCAUCCUCAAUUAUCCGUAUUCUACUCGAGUGAUAGAUCAGGUUUGGUUGCUAAAACGGACUGUCGAAGGGCUGCAGACUUUGACCAGGGUGUCUGUGUGGCCGCGCUGCAGGAAAAUGACGGAGUCGUGCAGGUUGUUGCUGCGGGUGAUUAUAUCUGGACUGCAACACCAAAAUCAAGUAUCAACCGAUGGAAUGAUGUCGACACGACUGCUGAAGUUGAUUUGCCGCCCUCGUCACAGCAUCGACAUACUUCUAGCACUGUCUCGUGUCAAAGCACUGGUGAUAUUAAACCUUCUUUUGAAGUUUCAGAGUCCGCGCCAUCGCCACGGAGACUCCCACGCAGCUCCAUUCUACAAUUAUCAAAUGCGGCCCCAGCUGUGGGGGGACGGAUCGUCCAUGAAAUGGUACUUGACGAUGACCUGGAGUUGGUAACCCCUCUCCAAGCGCUGCCUGAAGAAACAAUAGUGGGACAAAACGGCUUAAUCAAACACGUUCUACUCAAAGACAGGAGGCGUGCGCUUACUCAGGAUACUGCCGGGGAGGUAGUACUCUGGGAUCUCAUAAAGUGUAUUCCAAUUAAAUCGUUUGGGAAGCGUCACUUAGAUGAUGUCACUUCUGAAGUUAACACGAUAGACACCAUAGCGAACUGGUGUACCUUGGACACGCGGACGGGAAGACUCUCUGUGAUCCUAGAAGCUAAUCGUUGUUUUGAUGGUGAAAUUUAUGCUGAUGAGGCAGGUCUUGAUGACCUGAGCCAGUUCAAGGAAGAUCAAAGGAUUAACCUUGGAAAAUGGGUUCUUCGAUAUUUAUUCGCCAGCCUCAUUGAUGAAGAAAUCAAACGAGAUGCAGCAUAUCAACAGACUCUAGAAGCGAAGGCAAAGGAGACGCAAGGGAUUUCUCGACUGAACGCCCCUGAUUCAAUAGAUAUUCCGAAAAUAGUAGCCGAGGGGGUAGCCGAAGCUGGAGCUUCCAGCGCAACACGAACGGCCAAUGGAAUGCACCACCCUGUCACACCUGGGCUUUCCAUUGGAUUCGUCACCCCUGGAGGGCAAUCAUCUUUUUCUGAUUUUGGGAAUAGUACGUUAACGUCGACUUCUGGAGUCCACGGUGGUGGAAAGGACCAAACCGAUUAUUUUGCUUCCUCUGCCAACACGCACACGAUCGACUCUCCGGAUCCAAAUCCGAAGUCUCCGGUCCCACCAGAGGAUGAAUCACAAUCACAGCUGGGAACCUCGCCAGCCGAUACAGAGAAAGAAGAUAAGCCGGGCAAACGAAGUGGAUCUCGUUUCGGUAAAAAGUUCCAAAUGUCCUUUCCCAAAAAACUGGGAAGAACUUCCACUGAAACGAAGCCAAUCAUCGAAGUGAAGGUUGAAGAGGAGUCUGACGACAAGUCGUUUGAAAAAGAGAAAGUGUAUGACGAAAACCUAAGCGGCGUUAUUGAAAAGAUGAGAUUUGAAUAUGAAGAAGCGUUGAACGAACACCCGGAGCAGCCGUUGUCUACUAGGAUCACCCCGAGCGAAGAAAAUGAGACACCGACCCUAACCUUACCACCAAAUACAGCAAUACUUAUACAAGAAGAACACCCCGAUUCAGCUGUUCCAGCAGACCUCUAUCGAGGGACGGUGGGGACUGUAGGCGCGGAUGCCGAUAUGCUUGAGAAAGCCGCACCUAAAUGGCUCGGAGAGUUCCUUCUACGAAACACGAUACCCUUCAAAGAAGUAUCCAAGGUCGCAUUUUCUUUGAAACCCUAUAACGACCUACUCCCUCCAGUUGUGAAGCCUGAUACUCUCUCAACGAACACCAACCCCUCCCGCCUAAAUGCCAACCGUAUGCUCCGCGCCAAAAAGAUCCUCGCAUAUGUUGCCGAACGCAUCGACCCGCAAAACCCUGAUGACCCGGAUGCAAACACUCUGAAACCGGAAGAAUAUUUGGAACUAUACUGCCAAAAUACUCUUAUCCCACACGACAUGACCCUCUCCACAAUCCGCACCCACAUCUGGCGGACCGGUAACGACAUGAUCCUCUUGUACAAAGCCAACGGCAAGCGGGAGAUUCCAAUUCCAGGCUCCGAGGCCGCAGCAGCGUCAGCGCGCGCCUCAACGUCAGCUUCGGAUGCAAAACCUGGGAACAACGAUGAUACAGAUUUGCCGCAGAAAAUGUCGACGCUUGGUGUGUCGGGCGCCUCUGAAGCUAAUAUAGCAGGCGCUGGUAUUGGUGGUUCUAGCUCGGUGACAUCGGCGACGUCUAGGUCGGUGUCUGGGACGGAGAUAUGAGGUGAAUUCAUUUCAUAUUUUUUUGUUCAUAAUAUUCUUUCCUCUGAGAAGCUAUUACGAUAAUUUUUCGUUUUACUUUUUCACACUAUUUAUUAUUUCAUUUAUCCCCUCGUUAGGCUGUUCCGUUUUGUGAGUUGCCCAUUUUGCAAAACCGCUCUGGAGCAAGCCGCUAGUUCUGUGACACUCUGAGGGAGAGGAUACCCGAGUCCUUCUAAUACACAGCGGAUUGGUUACUAUUCUUCUUCAACUUCCUUGUUUAUGUUUUUAACCUUCUGAUUGCAAUGUGAUAUGUAUAUACGUAUAUACAUUCAAGCGGAACACAAUUUGGCGAUGCUGCCUGAGGAAAUCCAUAUCGAUGGAUUUCCGAAUUAUUGUCAAGACACUCCUACAUCUGAUCCUGCUACACCUCACGCGCGGAAACGCAGAGAAGUGAAAAUAAACAAAAGCACAAUGAGCGAAACCCAACCCGUUCCUCCCAGGCUGGCAUACAUAUCUACAACCUCUUAUCACUCCACAGUUCCAAUCUCCCUCAACCCUUUCGUCAAUGCCUGCAAACGCGUAAACUCCUGCCCAUCCUCCCCCAAGCCCCCAAGCAAACGCACCGCCCCCUCGCCACCAUGAUAGGGAAUGAAAAUAUUUUAUGCCAGUAACAGAGUUACAACUUAAAUUCUUAGUACUAAUCAUAACUUUUGAAAGAAUCCUCCAUAGACUAGCUGAAUUUGGUUCAUAUCAUGUUGAUGAUUCUGGAUGUGAUAAAUGAAUCGGGUUUAGGCGCAGUGGUUAGUUCUCCGCAGGGUGUUGACACGAGUCCAAGUGUCAAGGUUUCACCAGGGCCAACAUCAUCACACACUGCCUACCUACACCCAAGAUGGCAUCCUCCUUUCUUGUGUCUUUAUGGGUUCAACUGAUGCGGCUUUCUUUGAUAAAGCAGAUGUGCUUUGAUGUAGGAGUGAGACUACUAUAUUUGCUGCUCUAUUCAUCAGAUAUGAACUCAAUAGAGAAAUUGUUUGCUGAGUUGAAGGCUUACAUUAAGAAGAGCUCAUCUUUAUGAGAAGAGCUCUAGUUAGAGUGUCAGUGUUUUCCUUCAAUAAUAUGUUGAUGUUGUCAGUGUAAGAUAUUUUGUUGAUCUCAUCCACUCAGAAUCAAAUGAAUGUCAUUUGUUGUCAUUUGAGAGCAUCAUAAAUGUGAUUCCUGCUGCAAAAUUUAUAAAUGCAAAUGCAUGUUUUGAGUGUUCACAUAGAUGACUGAAAGAUCUCAUGCAUAUAAAUCCAGUAUCAAAAUCUGAUGGUCAGAUUUGAGAUCAGACUUUUUCAAUAUUCUCAGAGCUUCUACAAGUCAUUUACAAGUGUGAGAGAGUUACUGCAUCUCAGAUGCUCAAAGUCUCUCAAUCAACUGAGGUUUCUCUGGCUUCAAUAAAACUCUCUUUACUAAGACUCAAGAGUAUGUAUAAUAAUAUAUCUUUGAUGCUUCUUUAUUUAUUUUACUCACCUCACCUUCUCUUGACAUUUUAUCAGGUUUCAAGGCUCACUUUUUCAGACUAGACAUCAGUAUCAUAAUCAAUUCUCACUUUGUUAUCAAGAAAAAACAGAUUUUUCAUCUUUGUCAUAAUCACUAAAACUGCAUGAUUCAGAAUCACUCAAACACAUUUGACACAAA